AUGCCACGCCGUGGCUCGUCUCCGCUGACACUGGACGUUGUAGAGCUUCCGCCGUUUGCGGCCGCAAGCUGCCAGGCCGGAAUCGAUCUUUCCUGGUCCUUGAUCUGCGAGAUUCCCUCGAUGCUCACGUCUUUUUCCUUCUCCUUGCUGAGAAUGUCUUUCAUGGACGGGAUGGAGGUGGCUGGAGGAAUGUUGAGAGCGGAAACGCUCCCGUUUUUGGACUCCGAUGGUGCAGAGCUGCUCUCGUUCGGCGGGGUAUGCAGCUGUGAAACGGUGUUCACGCCUGUGGACCGGAUGUCAAACUUGAUGUCCUGGAUCUGUUUCUCCAUCGACGACAGCUCUGCGUUCAAAGUAGCCUUUUGCCCGUCCAGAGUCUUGAGCAGCGUGGUUUUGAUGUUCUCGAUCUCCAGUUUCAGGUACUUGAGUGUCUCCUCGUUGUUCAGGUUCUUCUCGUUGGUCUUGCUGAUGAUCUCGUCGAUCUCGUGCAGCGUCUCGUCGAUCUUGCUCGACUUGGCCUUCUGCUCUUCAAAGAAUUCUUUUUGGUCAGCCUCAAACUUCUCCAGCAGACUCUCCACUCUUUGGAACUCCUGGUCGAUCGACGCCUUGUCCUGUUCCAGCAGAGUCUUGGAAGGCGGCAGGACCCUUGGCACCACAUACCGCUUGAUUAUCUGGUACAUGGCGUACGAAACACCUGCUGUUGCGGUAGCCAUGAUAAAAUAG
This is a messenger RNA of Ogataea philodendri, 720 nucleotides long. RefSeq lists its product as uncharacterized. NCBI's taxonomy places the organism in Eukaryota, Fungi, Ascomycota, Pichiomycetes, Pichiales, Pichiaceae. The coding region runs from base 1 to 720 and encodes 239 amino acids. The transcript has a single exon. The record is from RefSeq and is a predicted model, not a curated record.